Messenger RNA from Vespula pensylvanica (western yellowjacket), 2022 nucleotides. RefSeq names its product sterol O-acyltransferase 1. The coding region runs from base 358 to 1917 and encodes 519 amino acids. Lineage: Eukaryota; Metazoa; Arthropoda; Insecta; Hymenoptera; Vespidae. Gene Ontology annotation, biological process: cholesterol metabolic process. The record is from RefSeq and is a predicted model, not a curated record. The transcript is spliced from 10 exons. Gene Ontology annotation, cellular component: endoplasmic reticulum membrane.
GUGUGUGUGUGUGUGUGCGUGUGUAUAAUUACACGAAAAGGCGCAGUUAUUUUAUAGAAUCGUACAAUAUUUCACAGUCACCAGGAAAUUAUUAUUGGAUUAAUAACGUAAAAAAGCAAAUCUAACUUUCUACUAUUUGCCAGAGAUCAGUUCCAACCAGUACACUUUUAUAACGUACAAGAGUACGUUCGCUCAUUCGCUUAUCGUCGCGUGUGCUGUGUCGCUAAGGGGAAGCUUUUAUGCUCGAGAAGUUUUUCUCUCAAUUGUUCAGAGAUCAUCGAUUUUACUCGCGAGGGUAAAGUCAGACGAAAUAAUACUGGAGGAGAAGAUCACUAAGUUGAAACAACGAAUACAAGGAUGAACGGUCAUUUGGAAGUUUCAAAUUUACGAGUUAACAAAAAUGAAAAGAAAAAGACGAUAGAUGAAGCAACCAUUGCUGAAAUACGAACACGAAUGCAAGAAAUUUCGGAGAGCAUUAUCGAACAAGUCAAUGAUCGUAUUAACGAUAUGAUAUCAGAGGUAUUAAACAAAUCUGAGAUAUCAUUACGCAAUAAUUCGGAUAAUUUGGGUGAUAAAUAUUGUGAUAAAAGAAAAUUAUCGAAGGAAAGUAUCUUACUGGAAAAACAAUUUUUUGAAAGAAAUUCAUUACUAACUGAUCUUUUUAACACCAACAAACAUGUGCGGACAGUAUAUAAUAUAUUUAUAACGAUUCUAAUAAUACUUCUUAUAAAUACUAUUGCAUACGAUAUCGUGGAUGGUGGAUCAAUAAAUGUUGGCAUGAAUAUCAUAAUAUGGAGUUUCGGAAAAUUUACAAGAGUCCUUUAUAUUUGGUCUUUAAUGACAUUAACGACACUUGGAAUUUACAUUCCGUUUUAUAUUUGGGCUCACAAACGUCUCCAUUUUCUGCCAUUAUCACCUGCCUUAAAAGGAUGGGACUAUGGAUGGAUAGGGGGGCUUGUAUUAUAUCUACUCGUUUUCAUCGUUCUUCCGGCUAAAGCAAUAGUAGAUGAAGGGCUACCAGUCGCUUCUAGUACCGUAAUUCUUGCAGAACAGGUUCGUAUGUUAAUGAAAUCUUACGCUUUCAUAAGGAGUACAGCGCCAAAAUUUCUUAAGUAUAAAAUCCACGCGGAAAUGGAAAAGCCAGUAAUGCCAGAUUUUUCGAAAUAUCUAUAUUUCUUCUUCGCUCCAACGUUAAUCUAUAGAGAUAAUUAUCCUAGAACAAGAAAUAUUCGAUGGAAGUUUGUCCUUUGGCAUUACCUAGAAGUUUUGUUGAUAAUAUUUUACAUGGCUUUCAUAUGCAAACGCUUCUUUUAUCCGAUGUAUGGGAAACAUGGAGUGAAACCUAUGAGAAGGGAAGAAUUGUUUGUCAAUAUAAUCAAUACAUCCAUGCCUGGAAUUCUUUUCUUCCUUUGUGGAUUUUAUUGUCUUUUACACGCUUGGUUAAAUGCUUGCGCUGAACUACUGCGUUUUGCUGAUCGAUUGUUUUACAAAGACUGGUGGAAUUCAUCGUCUUAUAGCGUUUAUUACAGGACAUGGAACGUCGUCGUACAUGAUUGGCUUUACGCCUACGUAUACAAAGAUGUAGUUGAGAUCUUAACGAACCAAAAUAGAUUCAUCGCAACUUGCUCCGUAUUUUGCAUAUCUGCAUUUGUUCACGAAUAUAUAAUGUGUUUCGCUUUCCGAUUUUUCUGUCCCGGAAUGAUACUUUUGUUCGGUUUCAUAGGCUUCCCAUUAACUUUUAUUACAAGAAAAGCUGGCAAUUUAUUUCUAUGGUGUACCCUCAUGUUGGGCAACGGUGUAAUGUGCAGUAUGUAUGCUAUGGAAUUCUUUGGAAGACAAAACUGUGUUGAGUAUCCUGAUAAAUUCUUGAAUUUCAUUUUACCGAGAAUUUGGUAUUGCAAUCCUAUAUCCGAAUGAACAUUAAAUAAGAUAUGCAUUACUAAUGUUGAAAGAAUCAUUUCUUUAAGGUACUGUCUUUUGUAAUAUAUUGGCUAGAACAUAAAUAUAUAUAUUUUACGAAAA